Uloborus diversus is the source of this 4085-nucleotide messenger RNA. Its product is annotated as dual specificity protein phosphatase 10-like. Gene Ontology annotation, cellular component: cytosol; cytoplasm. The transcript has 4 exons. NCBI's taxonomy places the organism in Eukaryota, Metazoa, Arthropoda, Arachnida, Araneae, Uloboridae. Gene Ontology annotation, molecular function: protein tyrosine/threonine phosphatase activity; MAP kinase tyrosine/serine/threonine phosphatase activity. Gene Ontology annotation, biological process: protein dephosphorylation; negative regulation of MAPK cascade. The record is from RefSeq and is a predicted model, not a curated record. The coding region runs from base 166 to 1254 and encodes 362 amino acids.
CUUUAACCGUCAUUGCGAAGUUUGCGCAGCGAAGAAAAAGCUGCUUAGAAGCAAAAGCAAAAAGGAAGCAAAUAUCCGCGGAAGCAUUUCUCAAAGAACUUAGCAAGUUUUGUGCAUCAAAAUCACGGAAUAGGAACCCAUAUUCUGUCGGUCGCAACCUCCACGAUGUCUGGAGGCGUGGAUGUCCAACUACCGGGAGACACCAUCCUGUCCGACCACCAUCACCAUCAUCACCGUCGUCGGCCACAGAUGCUGUACCUGCCUUCCUCUCGCGCCUCCGGUCGGCGGCGACCCCCUUGCUCAUCCAAGUCCUCCCUCCAAGAUGACCACCUGACAAUGGUCUCUUCCUCCGAACUUAACUCGUCCCUGAAGCAACAGCCAGGAUCCACUCCUCUGGUCCUCGACUGCCGACCGACUUUCGCUUUCGGCAGGGGACACGUGAACGGGGCUGUGUCUGUUCGAUGCGCUGACAGAAUCAGCCGAAGGCGCCUGCAACUGGGGCGGCUGGGGUUGUGCGACUUGGUGUCGGAUCCAGGGGCGCGGGAGAGGCUAGCAGGUUGCAAGGGAUCAGAUGUUGUGCUCUACGACGAUGGAACGUCGGACGCGGACCAGCUGACCGAAGAUCAUCCUCUGUCGCCUGUCAUUGCAUCCAUCAGGGAGAUGGGAGCUAGACCCGUUCUUUUACGAGGUGGUUGGCGCGAGUUCUCCAGAAACCAGAGUGAUUCCUGUUCAUCCCCACCGACUCCCGAAGAAGAAGAAUGUCCACUCUCGCCAGAUCCUGCCGCCACACUGGAAGCCUUGAGAGCGACUGCCAUCUUGCCUUUCCUGUACGUGGGAAAUGAAAAAGAUGCGGAAGAUGUCGUGCGGUUAAAGGAACUGGGCAUCGGAUUCGUUCUCAAUGUCACCAGCCAGGUGCCCGGGUACUGCGACGAACAGGGAUUCACUUUUCUACGUUUGCCCGCUGCAGACUCUUACCAACAGAACCUCAAGCAAUACUUCAGCAAAGCUUUUGCAUUCAUUGACGAGGCCCGCCAGCGGAACAGUGCCGUCUUGGUGCAUUGCCAAGCAGGUAUCUCUCGCUCCGCUACCAUCGCCAUCGGAUAUCUCAUGUACCACACGAACAUGUCCUCCAUGGAGGCCUACCAGAUGGUCAAGAGCAAACGUCCCAUCAUUUCGCCAAACCUCCAUUUCAUGGGGCAGCUUCUUGAACUGGAGCAAAUCCUAGAAGACAACCAGGACUGCAGCAUCAGUUGAUGACGCCGUGUUGAAUAUCUCCUGGCAAAACUCUUGACGAUCUCGUGUGCGAGAAUAAUCUUAUUGGGUUCCUUAUUGAUGAGUAUACUUAUUGACGUCGAAGAAGAAUAAAGGCUUGGAGAGGAUCCUCCAGCAAAUUGAAUGGAAACUAGUGGGAGAAGAUUUGUGUUCAACGUGAGACUGGAGUGAUUUUCAAAUGAAACAAAUGUAAACUGGAGUAAUUACGUUGUACACAUUACUAUUUAUUGUCAUUAAGAAAGCUUUGUUUCAUUUAAAUUAGCUAUUUUCUCCUUUCUUUUAGAUGGUCUUCCAUCUAAAUAAUAUACAUGUUCUCAUCACUACACUGCAUAUUUUAACGUAUCAUAAAGCUAAUGCCUCCUUAAAUAAAAAAAUCUGAUCCAGUUUUCAAAAUUCUGUUGUAAAUUAAUCAUUUCAUACAAUUGCUAGCACUAAUAAACUCUUUUUUGCAACUCCAGUAUCCCUUCUGUCAUAUAAAAUGGUGGCGCCCAAUAUUACGAGCUUUAGUAUGGAAUCUUUUGCUCAAGCAUAUGUUCAACAAAUUUAUUAAAAUUAAUAUAUAUAUAUGAAUUUGCAGUUGACAGCUUGCUCGUGAUGACAACUUGCUCGUUGUCAGCAAUGCAGUACAACGAGCCAUUUCCUCACCCAGAUCGAAAGGUUAGAGACUUGAACUUUGCAAAAAAUUACUUGCAAAUAAUAUUUUGGUGUAAAAUGUGGUAUUACCACAGGGAAAUGAGAAAAAUUCUUGUGUAAGUAACUCCAAUGUCUAAUAACAAUAAAACGAAUGACGCAGAACAUUUAUUAAAUAAAUUAUUUUACUUGUCUCGCCAACGGUGUGAACAACCAACACCACACUGCAUCUAGUGUGAUGUUAGAACAACCGUGUUCAGCGUACGAUGUUCUCGUUAAUAUUUUUAAAUGUUUGGAUUGACAUUGACGCAUCUUCAUUCUCGAUAACGUUGCCCGAUGUUUGUUCUCCAAUACAAAAUGUAUCCCUCCACCAUAAACAUUUACCCCAGUGUUGAUCAUAUGGCAGAUGGCGCUCCAGAUUAGUUACGUCACUUAGUCUCAAUAUAUUUUCCAGAACGAAAUAUCUAGAUUUUGAAAACUGCUUCAGUCGAACUUUGUAUCUACUGCACGAUUAAUAUUUUACUAUGUGAAUUUAUAAAAUUUGUUUGCAUUUACCGAUUUAAGAAAUAUAUGCCUUGUAAAACACUAUUUAAUUGUAUGAAAGUGUAUAGUGUGGUGGUAAGUUAUCAAAAUAUUGGAAUUUUGGUAUGUUGUAGCUUCUUAACCGGUACAUUAGAAUUCUACAAUUACAAAUGGAAAUACUGUUCAUUCAGGGAUUGUAUGAAAUUGGCAAACGUCCAGUUAAGACGAAACUAUCUGAAUGAGGGGGAAAAGUAAAAAUUUGAUACGCGUGUUCCGCUCAUUUGAACGAGACUCAGCUUAAUGUAGAGGCUAACGUACAUCUGCGAAAGCUGACAUCCCUAAAAGCGAAUAGAUGCGUCCAUUUCCACCUGUAAACCGGAUGUUUGCUUUUCCAUACAAUCCUUGGUCAGACAGUAAUUUAUUGCAUUAUGGUCACAUUAGAUAUGUAUUUUUGUAUCAGUAAUUUCACCAGAUGUGUUCAAUAACCGUGCACAUAAGUUUCACUGAAUAAUAUUCUUGAUCUCUCUAUCAGAUAAUAUCAGCAAUACUCACAAUUUUAAAUGUGGUAUGAAAUAACUUUUACUAUAAAUAUAAAUAAAUAAAUAAAUAUAAAUAAAUAAAAUAAUAAUGAUAAAUAAAUAAAUAAAUAUAAAUAAAUAAAAUAAUAAUGAUAAAUAAAUAAAUAAAUAGGAACAGUCUUAAUUGUAUAUUCUAAUGUCCUAACAAGACAAAAAUGUACUGUAACAUCUAAAGUUAUUUAAAAUAUUAUUAUAAUCAUAUCCCCCUCCCUCAAGUCAUUGUUCAAAGUUUUGAAGCCUAAUAAUAAAUCUGAAGUUUAAAUGAAUCUAUUUUAUCUGCUGCACGUUAAAUUGUCUCUAAAUUCCAAAACCCUUUCACUUUUUACUUAUAAAUGUGGGUUUUUUCAGUGUUUUAUGUAUGUAUUAAAAUCAAUAACUUAUAUAUUUUAAAAAGUUUUAAAGCUAAAUAAUUUAUCUUUAAAACUUAUAUUUGCAUUUAAUUCAAAAAUAAAUUCCUAAGCUAUAUAUUGCAAAAUUUCAAUGCUUUUGAUAAGGAUAUACAAGUAGUUCUUGCAAAAAAAGAAGAAACAGUUUUUGAGUCGCAUAAUAAACAGCUUCGCUAAGCUGUACUCCAAAAUUCAUUUCUGCGUUUUCGUUCAAAACAUCCGAGUAGUUCCCGAAAUAGAGUUCAAGAAAUAUUAUUCAUUUCUAUGUCUUCAUGUGCUUAUAAUUUUCUGCCAAACAAUGAAAAAUAUUUGUAAUUUGUUCCAUGUCUCAAGGUGCCUUGUAUAUAAUCGUAUGUUUUGAGUGACUAUUUUCAUACCCAUCUCUACACGCAAAUCAAUCAAUUGUACUUUUGUAAAUCUGUACUCUUGCAGUAUUUCUUUUGUAAUCGCUCUGUAGAUUGUAAUAACGGUAUGAUGACUAUAAACUUGAUCCUAUGCUUACCAAAUCUAGUCAAAACCAAAGUGCCUCAUGUAUCGGAUCAACUGCCUUCACACGUGUAGGGGACCAUAGCAUUUUAGAAUCAAAGUGUACGGUGCCUACUUCACUGUAUGUGUGCCGAAUAUCGUGGAAUUAGCCUUUCUAUUGAUAUAAUAGCUGCUAAAUAUUUAUUUUAUAAUAAAGUGCUUUUCCAGUGAA